Penaeus monodon (black tiger shrimp) is the source of this 543-nucleotide messenger RNA. RefSeq names its product cuticle protein 7-like. The record is from RefSeq and is a predicted model, not a curated record. Lineage: Eukaryota; Metazoa; Arthropoda; Malacostraca; Decapoda; Penaeidae. Gene Ontology annotation, cellular component: extracellular matrix. Bases 7 to 441 code for a protein of 144 amino acids. The transcript is spliced from 3 exons.
CCAACCAUGUCUCUCAAGGUCGUCGUCCUCGCCUGCGUGGCUGUCGUUGCUCUGUGCGACAAGGCCCCAGUCUACGCCCCUCCUCCUCCCGCCUACGCCCCUGCACCUUACCACGCCCCCGAACCUGCCUACCACGCCCCUGCACACUACGAGCCCGAAUACCCUGAUGUCCCACCCAAGUACAACUACAACUACGGCGUCGCCGACGGCUACUCCGGCGCCAACUUCGGCCACACUGAGUCCCGCGACGGCUACAAGACCGAGGGCAGCUACACCGUCGACCUCCCCGACGGCCGCAAGCAGAUCGUCAAGUACGUAGACAACGGCGACGGUCUGAUUGCUGAAGUCACCUACGAGGGCGAGGCUCAGUACCCCGAGCACACGCCCGCCUACAAGCCCGCUCCCCCCGCCUACGGCCCCCCUCCCCCCACUUAUGCUUAAACAUGCCUUAUCAAGCCUAGCAGAGAGAAUUAUAUAAGGGAAUAUAUGUCAGGAACAUAUACUCAUCUAAUUGUAUUUAUUUUCUCAUAUGAAAUAAAUCUU